AUGAAUUUUCAACUUCCCAGACAGUUCACCCUGCCGAUGAUUUUAACCCCGUAUGACGGGCUCGGAGAUCUAAAGCAGCAUAUCAAAAAAUUCCGAUCUAUUAUGAUCGUUAACGGUGCAUCCGACCCUAUUUUAUGCCGUUAUUUUCCAUCCUUUUUAGAUGGUCCUGUACUUGACUGGUUUUGCUCUUUGCCUGCAGAUUCAAUAUCGCGCUUCCAGGAAUUAGCCAAACAGUUCGAAGACCACUUCGUAGCAUUGGCAAUAUAUCUGCAUGAUUCUGACUACUUGACGACCAUCAAGCAAGGCCCACAAGAGAGCUUAAAGGAUUAUAUUACACGUUUUACAAAGGUCACCAUGAGAAUCCCGGAUCUCCAUCCCGAAGUCCAUUUCCAUGCCAUUAAAAGCGGCCUUCGUCCGGGCAAGUUUCAAGAGACAAUUGCCGUCGCUAAACCAAAAACCUUAGCCGAAUUUCACGAGAAAGCCAAGGGACAGAUAGAUGUCGAAGAGCUUCGACAAGCCCGAAAAGCAGAAAGAUCGGUCAACAGUAAGGAUGAUGAUAAACCCCGGGAUAGUAAGAAAGCCUUUAAACCAGUUUCCCGUUAUGAGUCAUACACCCAGUUCAACAUAAAGCGAGAUGACAUUAUCAAAGAGAUACUCAAUUCAAAGUUAAUUAAGCCUCCCCGCAAAGCUAGCAACUACCCGGAAUCCAAAGGCAUUGAUAAAUCUAAAUAUUGCACCUUCCAUCAGAAGCACGGGCACACAACCGAUGAUUGUGUGAUCGCCAAAGAUCUACUCGAACGUCUUGCAAGACAAGGCCACCUUGAUAAAUUUAUUGCAGGGCACAUGCAGAAGAAAGUAACCUCCACCUCUGACCCCUCCGCAGCAGGGCCUUCAUCAAAAGAAAAGGAUAAAACACCAGCCCAACCCAGAGGGAUUAUCAACUGUAUUUCGGGAGGAUAUGCUGGAGGCGGACACACAAGCUUAGCCCGAAAACGCACUUACAGGGCCAUGUUGAAAGCCACAGAUGCCUUUAAAGGUCCUCAGCCGGUUCAGGACUUCCCAGAGAUGACUUUCCGUUCAACCGACUUUAGUCAUACUGAUACCAAUUAUGACGAUCCAGUGAUAAUUUUUGUUCAAUUGGGGGACUUGGUAGUCCACAAAGUACUACUCGAUCUUGGAAGCAGUGCCAACGUGUUAUUUUUUACCAUGUUCAAAAAACUGAAGCUAAGCAGCAACAUUCUACAACCAUACCAUGGAGACUUGGUAGGAUUUUCAGGAGAGCGAGUCCCUGUUUUGGGUUCUGUGUGGUUACAAACCACACUCGGUGAGCAACCAUUAUUUAAGACGCAAGACAUUCAAUAUCUUGUGGUCGAUUGCUUUAGCCCUUAUAAUCUCAUAUUAGGCAGACCAUUCUUAAAUAGAUUUGCUGCAAUUGUAUCCACGGUUCACCUUUGUGUUAAGUUCCCUGUGCGGGAUAAUUUAGUAGCAACCAUCCAUGGCGACCUCCACGAAGCUCGACAAUGGUAUAACACAAGCUUGAAGCCCAUCAAAAAGAAUAACACGGCGUAG
This is a messenger RNA of Arachis duranensis, 1569 nucleotides long. RefSeq lists its product as uncharacterized. Bases 1 to 1569 code for a protein of 522 amino acids. The transcript has a single exon. NCBI's taxonomy places the organism in Eukaryota, Viridiplantae, Streptophyta, Magnoliopsida, Fabales, Fabaceae. The record is from RefSeq and is a predicted model, not a curated record.